Cylicocyclus nassatus is the source of this 627-nucleotide messenger RNA. The record is from the annotation of a GenBank genome assembly. NCBI's taxonomy places the organism in Eukaryota, Metazoa, Nematoda, Chromadorea, Rhabditida, Strongylidae.
AUGUGGACAAGCAAUAAGUCUUUACGCUCUUGGUGGACAUAUAUCCUACUGUUCUUUUCCUGCAUCGCCGGUAUCGCCUUUCUUGUGACUCGACUCACAUCGGGAACCGUUCUUUUACAAACAGUCAACAUGGACAGUUUGACUCAGCGAGAGCUAGACCAGUCUGAACGAAGGCCGUCGAACUCGGUAUUUACUCGAACUCGCACACCGUAUCCAUCGAGGAAGAACAUGGGGUCAUGUCCUCCAUUAUUUGGCAAAGUAUCAAUAUUUGUUGCAUACAUUGGAAGUUCCAUGCAAACUCAUUAUCGAGUUGCUCAGCAAUCGCUCCAGUGUUAUCUGAAAACUGUCAAUUACACCGUCUUCAUGGUAGAUUUGGAUAAAGAUCCACGCGUAAAAGAAAAGUGCUCCAAAAACGAACAGCUUUUCUACAAAAAACAUUGCGCCGCUUCCGUAUAUCUUCCCGAGACUGACUGGAUGCUUGUUCUGGAUGCUGACACAGGGGUCGUCAAUCCCAAUCAUUGUAUUGAAGAAUGGAUAGACGACAGAGUUGAUAUCCUAUUUUAUGAGCGCGUUUUCAACUGGGAGAUCGCAAGCGGAAAUUACUUGGUAGACACAGCUAGCUUCUAA